Thyridium curvatum is the source of this 969-nucleotide messenger RNA. RefSeq lists its product as uncharacterized. Bases 1 to 969 code for a protein of 322 amino acids. The transcript is spliced from 2 exons. The record is from RefSeq and is a predicted model, not a curated record. Gene Ontology annotation, biological process: secondary metabolite biosynthetic process. Lineage: Eukaryota; Fungi; Ascomycota; Sordariomycetes; Thyridiales; Thyridiaceae.
AUGGCUCCUGGUAAGGGCGGCUAUAAGCAGAUCAAUAAAGCACUCGACAUACGUGCUUUUGAAGAUUACUUGGACGGACAACAGUCUGUCCUGCCUUUUCUUGAAGAUGUGGAACAGAUCAGCCCUCGGGUGAUUCGUAUUCUGGGCCAGAACCCGGGAAAGUUCACCUUGCAGGGAACGAACACCUACAUCGUCGGCACAGGACAGGAGCGACUCAUCAUCGACACUGGGCAAGGAAUCCCAGACUGGGCUGAUCUCGUCUCAGAUGUUCUCCUUACCGAGAAAUUCUCCUUGGGUCGUGUCCUCCUCACCCACUGGCAUGGUGAUCACACAGGCGGUGUUCCCGACCUUAUCCGGAUGUAUCCAGCCUUGACAACAGAGAUUUACAAGCAUACUCCGAGCAAGUCUCAACAGCCGAUUGUGGAUGGGCAAAUCUUCAAGGUCGAAGGCGCGACAAUCCGGGCUGUCCAUGCCCCAGGGCACUCACAUGACCACAUGUGCUUUGUUCUGGAGGAGGAAGAAGCCAUGUUCACAGGUGACAACAUCUUGGGACAUGGAACCGCUGCAGUAGAGCACCUCAGUACCUGGAUGGGGACUCUGCGCCUCAUCCAGUCACACAACUGCAAGAAGGGCUAUCCAGCCCACGGCGUUGUCAUCGAGGACCUCCCGGCCAAGAUUGAGGGUGAGCUGACCCAGAAGGUCCGGCGUGAGAGGCGGAUAUGCAAGACUCUCGAACAGAUCAAGCAGGAGGAAAAGGCCGCUGGAGGCCGUGGCAAGGGCAGCGUCACCGUCAAGCAAUUGGUGGCGACCAUGCACGGUAACCUCGACGAAGUGAUUCGGCAAAGAGCACUUGAACCGUUCACAGAAGAGGUACUGCGGAAGUUGGCUGAGGAUGGCAACGUGGCAUUCGAGAUUCGGGGUGGGGUCAAAAAGUGGUUUACCGUGGAAGCAGUUGAGGUGCAAGCUUAG